AUGUUUCGCUUUGUCUCGAAAAAUCGAAGUGCCAUCCUGGCUGGAACAGGAGCCACUGUGAUGGGUGGUUACCUUUUCUUGCGUCCCAAGCAGCAUCCUGAUCGCAUUGUCAUUGUUGGAGGCGGCACCGGAGGAAUUGGCGUUGCGGCAAUGCUUCGAAACGAAGAUAUGAAGAACGUAACUCUCAUUGAGCCAAAAGAUGUCCACUACUACCAGCCACUUUGGACCCUCUGUGGAGGCGGCGUCAAGAAUGUCUCAGAGAGUGCAAAACCCAUGAAAGAUAUUCUUCCCAAGGGUACCAACUGGGUCCAGAACAAAGUUGAAUCAUUCCAACCCACUGAGAAUAAGAUCACCACAGCCGACGGAAAGAAAAUCGAGUAUGACUAUCUUGUUGUGGCAGCAGGAAUCGAGACCAAAUUUGACCAGGUUCCCGGUCUUCAGGAGGGUCUUGAAAGCAAAGACUCUGGUGUGGUUUCUAUCUAUGAUUACAACUGGGCGGACAAGACUUUCAAGACCUUCCAAAGAGUCAGUGGCUCAGGCGCCUUUGGCGACAAGCAAAAGGCGAACUAUCUCUUUACUUUCAGUCCAACUGUUCUGAAGUGUGCAGGUGCCCCGCAGAAAAUCAUGUGGUUGUUGGAAGACACUCUACGUUCUCAGGGCAAACGGGAUCAGGCCAACAUCACCUAUUGGACCCCUGGUGGAACCAUGUUCGGUGUCAAGUACUACUCGGACAAACUCAACAAGAUCCGAGAAGACCGUGGUGUUGAGGCCAAAUUCAAGCAGCAGCUUGUCAAGAUUGACCCAGAGAACAAAGUGGCAACGUUCGAAAACGUUGACACCAAAGAAAAGGUUGAACAACCCUUUGACAUGUUGCAUGUAGCCCCGCACAUGUACGCGCCCGCCUUUCUGCAAGGAUCCCCGCUUUCUGAUGCAAAGGGUUUUGUCGACGUUGACAAGCACACCAUGCAGAGCACCAAGUUCUCCAAUGUAUUUGCACUUGGAGACUGUACCAAUACUCCAAAUUCGAAGACAGCUGCUGCCAUCACCAGCCAAGCUCCUGUCCUUGUCCACAACCUUCGAAGGGAGAUUGAAGGGAAGAAGCUCGAUGGUUUCUACACUGGCUAUGCCAGCUGUCCGUUGAUUAUAAGCCGUGGGCACACCAUGCUUGCAGAGUUCGGCUAUGGAGGCCGACUCAUGGAAACUUUCUCGCGAGAGACUGGCAAGUUCCCCUUGAAGUACGUCGGGACAGACGGCGACCUGCAGAUGAGAUUUUUUUGGAUUCUUAAGGAACGCCUCUUCCCAUUCGUAUAUUGGAAGCUGUGGACUCGUGGCAUGUGGUACGGCACGAACGGUCCUAUCAAGCCCGCUGUGAUCAAGAAGGAGGAGGCAACCACCCAGCCAGUUCUUGGUGCAAGCAGCACGAAAUAA
Seminavis robusta is the source of this 1428-nucleotide messenger RNA. The record is from the annotation of a GenBank genome assembly. Lineage: Eukaryota; Bacillariophyta; Bacillariophyceae; Naviculales; Naviculaceae.